AUGAAAUUGAAGAGACAAGUGUGUUGUUCAAAGGUCCACAAUCAAGCUAAUUUGGUUUUCGAAAAUAUAGUAUCUUUUUAUUUUAAAACGCGCAAAAAGAGAAAGAUGAAUAGAUUACUAGUAGCAAUAGUAACAUUGUUAUUAAUAGUAACUACUACUACUACUACUAUAGUUUCAUCAACAUCAUGUGAUUCUAUACAUCUACCUAGAGAUAUAAAACUACAUCAUUUAUAUCCAGACAAGGAAUUAUAUGAUCAGAUUAUAUUACCACAAUCAAGAGAUGCACCCAAAGGUGAUGCGAUAGGUCAUAUAAUAGAUUCAUCAAAAUCACUCUUUUAUCAAUUACAUAAUCUACAAUCAAAUACUUUAUACGCUAUUAGAAUUUCUCAUACUGCUUCUAGCCCAGCAGAUUAUAAAAUUAGAUUCUAUAAUCCAACAAAUAAUAAUAAUAAUAAUCAAAAUCAAAACAAAAAUUAUGAUGAAUUAUUAAAAAAGAAACCAACAUUUCAAAGAGAUAUAUUAAAUACAGAAAUUAUUAAAUUUAAAACAGAUUCAAAUGGUGUACCAUUUGAUAUAAAUGGAUGGAAUGAUGGUCAAUGUAUGAUUCUAACAAUUGAAUCUUUUAAUACUGGAAUUACACCAAUUAAUAAUAGAGAUGAUAAAGAUAUUAGAUUGGUAUCAUUUAAUUUAAUAAUGGAUACUGAAUUGUUUGGUGUACCUCCAGAAAUACCAAAAAUGUCCUCGUAUUUUUCUUUGUAUUUAUAA
This is a messenger RNA of Cavenderia fasciculata, 765 nucleotides long. RefSeq lists its product as uncharacterized. NCBI's taxonomy places the organism in Eukaryota, Evosea, Eumycetozoa, Acytosteliales, Cavenderiaceae. The record is from RefSeq and is a predicted model, not a curated record. The transcript has 3 exons. Bases 1 to 765 code for a protein of 254 amino acids.